Messenger RNA from Thalassophryne amazonica, 7739 nucleotides. RefSeq names its product coiled-coil domain containing 88Ab (gene ccdc88ab). Gene Ontology annotation, molecular function: microtubule binding; dynein light intermediate chain binding. The record is from RefSeq and is a predicted model, not a curated record. Gene Ontology annotation, biological process: cytoskeleton-dependent intracellular transport; cytoplasmic microtubule organization. The transcript is spliced from 36 exons. Bases 537 to 6620 code for a protein of 2027 amino acids. Gene Ontology annotation, cellular component: centrosome; cytoplasm. Lineage: Eukaryota; Metazoa; Chordata; Actinopteri; Batrachoidiformes; Batrachoididae.
UCUGCAGCAUUUCAGAGGAGACACUCGGCUGAUCGCUGAUUAACUACUACUGCCUUAAUUUUUUUUUAUUAUACACGAGUCAUUAACUAAGGUAAACCCAGAACCUUUUACGGCCGGAUUUUUCCGCUUUGGAUAUUUUUUGAGGAACUGCCGUACGGAAGACUUUUUUUUUCCACCUCGUUUUUGUGCUGAGCUAGAUCUUUUACCAGGGUUUUUUUUUCCCGUCCACUAAGUGGUUAGCAUAAAAUAACAUCUGGACGUUCAACGAGGUUAAAAGACGUUUUAAUGAAGGAGUUUCUGUUUUAAAAAAUGUGAUUAUCUUUAGCCUGCGCGAGGACCCUCAAACAACUGGCGCGCGCCGAGAAGGUUGUGGAUUAACAUUUUUGGUGAUUUUUAUUUUUAUUUGUUUUUAUUUAUUUAUUUUUACCCGCCUGAAACUGACUGGCCUUUAACCAAAAUGAACGUCUGUUUAAACAAAUCAGCCACAUGAGCAGAUUUACCAGGCGGAGCGCACAUUUUUUCCUGAAUUUAAAACCAUGGACAGCGAGGUUUUCAGUCCUCUGCUGGAGCAGUUCAUGCUCACGCCUCUGGUCUGCUGGGUGAAGACAGUGGGGCAGCCGACAGUGACUGAUGGCACCAAAUUAUCGGAAUAUAUUAAAUUAGUGGAUGGGAUUUACUUGAAUGAGAUCAUGCUGGAGAUAAACCCUAAGGCCACAGUGCAGAGAACUAACAAGAAAGUGAACAAUGAUCCCACACUACGAAUCCAGAACCUCUCCAUUCUCAUCAGGCAGAUAAAAGCCUACUAUCAGGACAAUCUGCAGCAGCUGGUAAUGAUGCCAUUACCAAAUGUGCUGGUUCUGGGCCGAAACCCUUUAUCUGAGCAAGCUUUGGAAGAGAUGAAGAAAUUGCUGCUGCUGCUGUUGGGCUGUGCAGUCCAGUGCGAGAAGAAGGAAGAUUACAUUGAGCGUAUCCAGACUCUGGAUUUUGACACCAAAGCUGCCAUAGCAUCCCACAUCCAAGAGGUGACUCAUAAUCAGGAAAACGUAAUGGACCUGCAGUGGUUGGAAAGUGGAGAAAUGCCUCCGGAUGACCUAGACAGCCUCUCUAGAAACCUGGCGUUCCACCUCAGACGCCUGGUGGAUGAACGGGACACUCAGCUGGAGACUAUAGUGGAGCUGACCCAGGAGAGGGACUGCGUGCAGCUGUCUCCAAUGGCUCCAUGUCCCACUCAAUCUCCUAGUGACUCCCCCAGCAUGAGGAGGACUGAAAGCAGACAACACCUCUCUGUGGAGCUGGCUGAUGCCAAGGCCAAGAUCAGACGCCUGAGACAGGAAUUAGAGGAAAAGAGUGAGCAGCUUUUGGACACCAGACAGGAGUUGGAGAAUAUGGAAGUUGAGGUCAAGAGGCUUCAGCAAGAGAGCUAUCAGCUGUUGUCCGAUGCUCGCUCAGCUCGGGCUUACCGCGACGAGUUGGACGUUAUCAGAGAGAAAGCGAUCCGCGUGGACAAACUGGAGAGCGAGCUGAGCCGAUACAAAGAGCGACUACAUGACAUCGAAUUCUACAAAGCCAGAGUUGAGGAGCUGAAGGAGGACAACCAGAUCCUGUUGGAGACUAAGACCAUGCUAGAGGAGCAGCUGGAUGGUAGCAGGACUCGUUCUGAUAAACUUCACCUCCUGGAGAAGGAGAAUUUACAGUUGAAAUCCAAGAUUCAUGACCUGGAGAUGGAACGAGACUUGGAUCGUAAGCGUAUGGAGGAGCUUUUGGAAGAAAACCUGGUUCUGGAGAUGGCCCAGAAACAGAGCAUGGAUGAAUCCCUGCACCUGGGCUGGGAGUUGGAGCAACUAUCAAAGACUCCAGAACUGACUGAGGCCCCUCAAAAAUCCCUGGGUGAGGAGGUAAAUGAGCUCACUUCCAGUCGCUUAUUGAAGCUAGAGAAAGACAACCAGACCCUCCUGAAGACCGUGGAGGAGCUCAGGCAAACUGCCAGUCAGGACGCUGCAGCAAAACUGAUCAAAGUCACCCAGGAAAACCAGAGACUCAACCAGACACUCGAGCAAGUGGAGGCUGAACUUGCUGCAGACAGAGAGUCACUCCGCAGUUCAGAGUCCCUCAGUACUGACCUUAUGAAGGAGAAAGCUUUACUGGAGAAGACUCUGGAAACGCUCAGAGAAAACUCUGAAAGACAGCUGAAGGGUCUGGAGCAGGAGAACAACCACCUGAACCAGACGGUGUUGUCUCUGCGCCAGCGCUGCCAAGUGGGCACCGAGGCACGUGUCAAGGAUGUGGAGAAGGAGAAUCGUGUUCUUCAUGAGUCCAUCUGUGAGACAAGCGCCAAACUCAAUAAGAUGGAGUUUGAGAGAAAGCAGCUACGCAAAGAGCUUGAAGUGUUGAAGGAAAAAGGUGAGCGAGCGGACGAGUUGGGGAUUCAGGUGCAAAAGCUGGAAAGGAACAAUGAGAGCUUGCAGAAGAAAGUCGCCAGUCUCGGAAUCACGUGUGAGAAGGUCGCUUCUUUGGAGAAGGAGAACACAGAACUGGAGGCAGAGGGCCGUCGUCUAAAGAAGACAUUGGACAAUCUGAAGAACAUGGCUUUCCAGCUGGAGGCUCUAGAAAAGGAGAACUCCCAGCUGGAGCAGGAGAACCUGGCGCUGCGGCGCUCAGCUGAGGGCCUCCGGUCAGCGGGGUCCAAGGCCACUCAGCUGGAAGCUGAAAUCAAGGAACUGGAGAGCGAGCGGAAUCAACUGAAACGCAGCUUGGAGCUGCUCAAGGCAUCCUCCAAGAAGACUGAGAGAUUAGAAGUAAGCUACCAGGGCCUUGAUACAGAGAACCAGCGCUUGCAGAAGGCUUUAGAGAACAGCAGCAAAAAGAUUCAACAGUUGGAGGCUGAGCUGCAGGAGGUGGAGGCUGAGAACCAGACGUUCCAACACAACCUGGAGGAGCUCAAGAUCUCAAGUAAACGCUUGGAGCAGCUUGAGCAGGAGAAUAAGACUCUGGAGCAGGAAAGCUCUCAGCUAGAGAAAGACAAGAAGCUUUUGGAAAAAGAGAACAAGCGUUUGAGGCACCAGGCCGAGAUCCGCGACUCCAAGCUGGACGACUGCAACCAGCGGAUCUCCAUGUUGGAGAAAGAGAAUCGUACCAUGGGCAAGGAGAUGAUCUUCUUCAGGGAUUCCUGCACCAGAGUCAAAGACCUGGAGCGAGAGAACAAGGAGCUGGUGAAACAGGCAACUAUUGAUAAAAAGACAUUUGUCACACUCAGAGAGGAGUUGGUGAGUGAGAAGCUGCGAACUCAGCAGAUGAAUAACGAUCUGGAUAAACUGACCCAUGAGUUGGAUAAGAUCGGGCUGAACAAAGAAAGGCUCCUGCAUGAUGAGAACUCCGAUGACAGGUUUAAACUGCUGGAAACCAAACUGGAAUCAACUUUGAAGUCAUCUUUAGAAAUUAAAGAGGAGAAAAUCGCUGCCCUGGAGGCCAGGCUGCAGGAGUCCUCCAACCUCAACCAGCAGCUUCGCCAGGAGCUGAAGACAGUGAAGAAAAACUACGAGGCACUGCGUCAGCGGGAAGAAGAGGAAAGGAUGGUUCAGAGUUCAGCCCCUAGAGGAGGAGAGGAGUCACAGAUUGUCAGUAAGUGGGAGAAGGAGAGCCACGAAGCCACCAGGGAACUGCUGAAAGUCAAAGACAGACUCAUUGAGGUGGAGAGGAACAAUGCUACAUUGCAAGCUGAGAAGGUGGCGCUGAGGAGCCAGCUCAAACAACUGGAAAGUCAAAGCUCCAACCUGCAGGCUCAGAUAGUGGCUCUACAGAGACAGACUGCGUCUUUACAGGAGAACAAUACGACUCUGCAGACGCAGAACGCCAAGCUGCAGGUGGAGAACUCCACGCUGGGUUCACAGAGUGCGGCCCUUACUGCCCAGAAUGUCCAGCUGCAGAGCCAGCACAGCAGCGUAGAAGGCGAGCGGGAGGGGGCACUGAAGGAGAAGGAGGAGCUGAGGGCCACGUACGAGAUGCUCGUCCGCGAUCACGAGAAGCUGGCGACUCUCCACGAGAGGCAGGCUGCUGAGUACGAAGCCCUGAUUGGGAAGCACGGCAACCUGAAGAGCAGCCACAAGAGCCUGGAGCAGCAGCACAGAGACCUGGAGGACAAAUACAAGCAGCUCCUACAGAGGAAGGGAGAGCUGGAGGAGCUGGAGAAAACACUGAAAGAGCAGCAAGAAAAAAUGGCUGCAGAAACCCAAAGCCAUCGAGCCACAGUUGACCAAUGCAAGCUGCUCAAAGAGGAAAAUGACAGACUGAACACUACGUAUCAACAGCUGGUGAAGGACAAUGAAAGUCUCCAGCUGGACCACAAGAACGUGAAGACCCAGCUGAACAAUGCCAAGCUGGAACAGACCAAGCUGGAGGCAGAGUUCUCCAAACUGAAGGAGCAGUACCAGCAAUUGGACAUCACCUCCACCAAGCUGACCAACCAGUGUGAGCUGUUGAGCCAGUUGAAAGGAAACCUGGAGGAGGAGAAUCGUCACCUGCUGGACCAGAUCCAGACUCUGAUGCUGCAGAAUCGCACGCUGCUGGAGCAGAACAUGGAGAGCAAAGACCUGUUCCACGUAGAACAGAGACAGUACAUAGACAAGCUGAAUGAGCUCAGGAGGCAGAAAGAGAAGCUGGAGGAGAAAAUCAUGGAUCAGUACAAGUUCUAUGACCCGUCGCCUCCGCGCAGACGUGGUAACUGGAUCACUCUGAAGAUGAGGAAGCUGAUCAAGCCCAAGAGCCGGGAGCGGAUGCGCUCUCUCACAUUGACGCCGUCUCGCUCAGAACUCUGUGACGGGUUCCUGGCCUUGGACAGCCACGACAGUUCAUCCAUAGGCUCAGGGUCCAACUCGCUGGACGACCCGCUCACGCACAAGAGGAGCACCACUUUAAAAAAAUUGCCUUUCAUGAGGAACCGAUCCAAGGACAAAGACAAGGCCAAGGCCAUCUACCGGCGCUCCAUGUCCAUGAAUGAUCUGCUGCAGAGCAUGGCGGUGGCAGGGGGUCCUGGCGCUCAGUGGGCAGGCAGCAGCGAAAACCUGAACCCCACUGAAGGUGGGGAUGCUGGCAUGACAGGCGCCAGCCGGCGCAGUGGGCAGCGCAUGAAGGAGCUCGCCUUUUCCACAAAUGCCAUCAACUGUGCCACCCUCACCCUGCCCACUGCAGGUCAUAGCCGAGCCAAGCACCGGCUUCAGGUCAAAGCAAACGCCUCCUAUGAAGAUGUUGAUGGCUUGUCAGAUGAACCCAAGAGUCAAGGUAUGUGUGUCUUCUCAGGAGCUUGGGCUGUGUGUCAUUCUCCCGUUGAGCUGAGCACUAAGUGCAGAGUCCCCUGUAGCAUUUGUACCUCCAGACCCUCCAGUCUCCAUAGCAACAGGACCACCAGUAGUAAUAGUAACAAUAACUCCCAUCUCACUUCACCCCUGGAGGGCAAAGGCACAUUGAACGGCAGCCUCAGCCGACCCCACAGUGAGAGCAGUGGCGAGUUCAGCCUGAGUCUGGACCAGGAGGUUUGGUCCAGCAGCGGCAGCAGCCCAGUCCAGCAUCCUUCAUCCUCACACUCCUCCCAUCAGAGCCCCCUGCAGCUGCACAGGUCCCUGGACCCGUGCACUGCUGCAGGCAGCCCGAGCCUGACCCAGACCAGGAAGACAGGGCCUCCGGGCAACAACGUUCUUUCCCUCCAGCAGUUCCUGGAUGAGGGUAUCGACCCUGCAGAGUCUAGCAGCCAGGAGAACCUGACCGCCAACUCUCCAUGGCUCCCCGCCUCCUCUGAGCACACGCAGAAGGAUCGCGCUCCUACAAAGGGGCGGGGCAUAUUACGCUCAGCCAGUGGCAAGGCAGCACCAGUCAGCUCAGAUCGGCCUCCGAGGUCCGUCGGACAGCCGGGCCGCCCCAGCCUGCGCAAAGCAGAGAGCACUCGUGUGAGAGGCUCCGCCCCCGCCCGUUCCAGCUUGUCCUCACAAGGCAAAGCCGCAUCCGUGUCGGAGCGACUGGAUUGUGCUUCCUCUACGCUGCCCCGCGCCAGCAGCGUCAUCUCCACUGCUGAGGGCACCACGCGGCGCACCAGCAUCCACGACAUGCUGUCGAAGGACAGCCGGCCGCCCGUGUCCGUCGACGCUUUGCCUCCUGCCUCGUCCGCCAAGGCUGGUGCGUGCACCCAGCCCACACCCAGUGAGUACCACCCCAACAGCACCAACUUAAAGGGACCCCUCCCCACCUCCUUGCCCAAGUCCCUCAGCUUACCUUGUCAUAGCACCGAAGACCCCGACCUUUCCACCCUUGAGUCUUUCCUCGGCCCUUCCUUCACUGUAGAGUCUGUAUUCAUGGACCCCAUCUUUAGUGAGUCAGCGAGCAAGAACCUCCCCUUCCUGUCUCUUAACCCCACCCUAGUCAGCAACAUCAGCGGGCCUCCUGCUGCUAAUACAGUGUACCCUGCUCCCACCCUCAUCCAGCCCCCUCACACCCAAUCAAACGGCCGGAUGAGAUCCACUCCUCUGAAAUCGGAGCCCGAUGAGAGUAAUGAACCCAAACAAACUGAAAAUUCAGAACAGUCGCUCAGCCCAGACGAUAAUCAGUCGCUGUGGUACGAGUACGGGUGUGUUUGAGUGACGCGGGGGUUUGUCACCUCAGACGCAGCUUUUAAUAAUGAUGGACAGGUGUCAUCCUCUGCAUGUGUCUAACGAGCGCUCUGUGUGGUGGAUUUACGUCAUUGUUCUGUUGGCCAUGGUGCUUUUUUUUUUUUGCUUCUGUUUUUGUGGUGGGACUUCAGCCGUCCAACAUUUUGCUGUUUGUUUACUAAAUCUGGUUUUAUGCUGCGCUGUAUCUGCAGUUAAUAUCAACUAUUCAUUUCACAGCUUCAGUGAUAAAUCGGCAGCAAUGACUAAUAUUAAGGGUUAAUCAAGACUUGAUUUUUGGGGUCACAGUUCUGCAAAAACCAGCAAAUUAUCUCUGAAGAGAGGGCUGUUGGACAGAUAAGAAAAAUGCGUGACCUGUCAAAUGAAUGAGUUGACUGAUUUUCUGAUGUGGCAGCUUCGCCAAAUUACAAGGAAAAAACUAAUUUGUGCUUCUGCUGAAAAAUCCCAACUAACUAAAGAAUUCAGUGUGUCAGAUUUUAAUGAUAAUGUGUACUUUAUCGCUAAACUGCACGGCUGUUCUCAACUGAACCAUUUUAAUUAUUGCAAUCAAAAUGGUCUGAAGGUUUUGGUUUUCUGUUGACAUGCUUUUUUGUUUUUGUUUUGCAACCAUAUGACUCGGGUUUCUGUGGAUGUUUGUGUUUUCUGGGUGGUGGCAAAAUGAUGAAGCUUCUUUCCCACAUUUUAUUGACAAUUACAGUGUGGUUGGUAAACGUUGGCAUUUAUGGCAUCAAGACUAUAACAAAGAUCCCUUUAAAUUAUGGUAACGAACUGGAUACAAAUUCAGGAGUUGAUUAUAAUUUUUUUUAUGACUCUAAAAUGAAUGCAUAUAUCUUAACGAACUGGAGGGCUUGCAGGUUAUAUGACUCAAACAGUGGUCGGCACAGUUCAGCUAACCGGCUAACUGCUAAUUCGUGAAGCUAACGUCUUUGUUCGUGGAUUAAUAUCUUUAAAAAAUCAUUUAACAGACUAAUUAGCUUUUGCCACAUUUGGUUCUAGUAACUUUGAGUUAGCAAACUUGAAACAAAAAAAUGUAAUGUUUGGAAGUGCUAAAAUCAUACAUAUUUGUCUCUUUUGUAGCUAAAACACUAA